This is a messenger RNA of Cynara cardunculus var. scolymus (artichoke), 2610 nucleotides long. RefSeq names its product putative metallophosphoesterase At3g03305. Gene Ontology annotation, molecular function: hydrolase activity. NCBI's taxonomy places the organism in Eukaryota, Viridiplantae, Streptophyta, Magnoliopsida, Asterales, Asteraceae. The coding region runs from base 84 to 2231 and encodes 715 amino acids. The transcript has 4 exons. The record is from RefSeq and is a predicted model, not a curated record.
AAACAAUCUCAAAACCCCCACCACGAAACCCUUGACCGGAAUCACACCGCCGGAGAGGAUCAUACAAACAACAAUUCAACGAAAUGCGUAUCAACACCACGAUGCUAUUGAUCCUUUUGUUCUUAUGCCACAAUUAUAGUAGCAGCGGGAAGAACAGAGAAAUUCUAGAAAUCAAGGGUGAUAAUGAUGUGGUGUGGAUCGUUCAGCUAUCUGAUCUUCAUUUUAGUGUUCAUCAUCCUGAGAGAGCUUCUGAUUUCCAGAAAUUUGUUGGUUCGACUCUUUCCUUGAUCAAUCCUUCACUGGUCCUCAUCACCGGCGAUCUCACUGAUGGUAAAAGCAAGGAUCUAUUAACAAUGAAGCAGAAUGAAGAAGAGUGGGUGGAAUAUCAAAAAACAAUGGAAGAUGUUAUCAAGAGGAGUGGUCUUAAUAAGAGCAUCUUUUAUGAUCUUAGAGGAAAUCAUGAUAAUUUUGGUGUGCCCGCCAUUUAUGGCGCAUUUGACUAUUUUUCAAACUAUAGCAUCACUGGGCAACUGGAAAGAAGUCAAUCUGUCAAUAGUGUUACUCUGCAGACUAGCAAACGGAAUCUUCUAUUCGUUUCAUUUGACAGCACAAUGUCCACAGGCUUACGGGGUCCCACAAAUCUUUUUGGGCAUCCCACUGACCAACUGUUAACUGAACUGAACUCUCAUCUCUCCCAAUGGGAUUCCACAUUUGUAAAGCCAUUAACCAAAAUAGCCUUUGGGCACUUUCCGCUAUCAUUUUCGGCACCCUCGCAUUCGAAAAGAACCCUGAAAGAUAUUUUUCUCAAGCACUCUAUAACAGCUUACCUUUGUGGACAUCUCCAUACGCGAUUCGGUAAGAAUUUGAAGAGGCACCAUGAAAUGGAUCACAACCUUGUAAACUCUCACCACCUUUUCCAACUAAAUAUACAUCAAAGAACUUCAUCCAGUAGCACAAAUUGUCCAAGUGGAGGUCCAACAGUCGAUGAAUUUUGGGAGUGGGAAAUGGGCGACUGGAGGAAAAGUCGAGCUAUGCGCAUUAUGGCCAUAGAUAGAGGGCGUGUCUCAUUUAUCGACACUGAUUUGAAGAUAGGAGCUAAAGAAAUCUUGAUAUUGCCUACAUAUCCAUUGGAUUCCCGCUAUAUGUCAACAACUGAGUUGAACAAAUACAAAUGCCAGUCAAUGGAUGAUGCAUCCCACAUCAGAUCUCUUGUUUUUUCUUCAACACCGAUUGUAUCAGUUAAGGCAAAAAUAUACGACUCAAGCCGUGGGGAUCUCUAUAUGGUUCUAGAAACGCCUAUGAGUAAGCAUGGAAAUCUAUACACUGCCCCAUGGAACUCAAAAGCUUUUAUGGACCUGUCUCCCGAUAGAUAUUGGCUAGAAAUUGAAGCGAUUGAUAUCAAUGAUAGAUUGAGUUCAACUGAACCAAGACCAUUUUCUUUAAAUGGUCUUCGUGCUGAUCUCUCAUGGACAUGGAAAGAGUUUUUUGUGAUGGGCUGUCAAUGGGCGGCAUUAUACUACCCGAUAUUCUGGUCAUUCUAUUUUCUUGCAUUCAUCGUUCUUCUUCUACCAAAAGCCAUCAUUUCUCGGUGGAAAAACCAGUGUUCGUACGGGUUUUUCAAGGCAAAUAAAGGGUUUUUAAAUGGUUUGAUAUGGGUUUUUGCUGAGGUGUACAGUGUUCCAUUUUUGUGGAAAAUGAUGUUGGCUUACUUAUUCUAUCUUCUAUUAUGUCCAUGGCUUUUAGGCCAAGUUUUCAUUGGUGAUGAUGAUAGGGGAUACAUGACGUAUAAAGGGUGGGUGGUGGAUUUUAAUGAUCUUGGAAAAUUGGAAUUUCUUGGAUGGCCAGAUAUAAUGGUGGUUGUUAUUCCUCAUCUUUAUUUUGUGGUUUUACCUGCAAUUUUUAUAAUUGGGGCGGUGGCUGCUGAGAGAGCGAUGUAUCGAGAUCAUGUUUGUUCACUUUCCGAGAAGAAAAGAGAUGAUAAUAGCGUAAAGAAUGGAAGAUUUACGUCAAUCAAUCACGGAAAUGGGCGCGUUUUGGAGAAGUUGCGUAGAUGGGCUCGGAGUAUUCUCUUUGUUUUCUCUCUUGCAGUUUGUUGGAAGCAUUUCAAGAAUUGUAGAGCGCUUAUGAAAGCUUACGAGAUGAACCCGUUGGUUCAUUUUCCGUUUUAUAGCUUCACGAUCCCAUUGUUACUUGCUUAUGUUUUCUACAAGACCAAAAGACCCGAGGCUUGAUAAGACUGAUGCCCACGAUGAUUGGAUUCAUGUUUCCGUAAGUAUAUUUAUGAAUUAUGAUUCAACUUCAUCCACCAUUUCAAAAGUUUGAAAGCUUUUGAAAUCCAAAUUCUUCACAUGCCGAAAAGAAACAUUUUUUGGGUAAUUCAUUGAUGAACACGCAACAUUGUUGAAGGUGGGGCCUCGUUGCACGCCUAGAAACCUCGCUUUUAGGUGGGAUAUACAAGAUAUAAUGGGUUCGUUUGAUUUUGAUUCAUUCAACUUUGUUGGAGCAGAUACAGUGUGUAUAUCUACAAACACGGAUUACUUAUAGCUACAAAUUGAAGGAUUAAUUGUAAUUUUUUUCAAGAUUAUUUUUUUACUGGUAUUAGUUUGAUGA